AUGGAAAAGUGUUUGUCGGCGGGAGGAAAGGAGGUUCUUAUCAAGUCGGUGGCACAAGCCAUUCCGACUUACUCAAUGGCAUGUUUUAAGUUACCCCGUGGUUUGUGUGAACACAUAAACGGUCUGAUUCGGAAAUUCUGGUGGGGGAGUAAGAAUGGCGAGAGAAAGACAGCUUGGGUGUCUUGGAAAACCAUGUCAAAACCAAAGUUUAUGGGGGGCUUAGGCUUUCGAGAUAUUGAGUUAUUCAACCUGGCCUUACUUGCUCGACAAGCUUGGAGAUUAUUGCAGAAACCGGAGUCUUUGAGUGCACGAGUGUUAAAAGCCCGGUAUUUCCCUAACACCGAUCUUCUACAGGCCAAUCUGGGUUCGGCCCCUUCCCAAGUUUGGCGAUCUCUUGUUGAAGGAAGGGAUAUAUUACAACUGGGACUUGUCAGGAGAAUUGGAAAAGGUGCAGACACAAACGUUUGGCAAGAUAAUUGGAUCCCAAGGGACUAUAAACUGAGACCCAUAUGUGUCCGCUCUUUGAAUCCUCCGGUUUUGGUCUCGGAGCUUAUAAACCCUGCUACUCGCUCAUGGAAUAAGCAUGCGUUGACUGAACAUUUCAUUGUGGCUGAUGUUGAGGCUAUUCUUAAUAUACCACUUAGCACGCAGAUGCAAGAGGACUUUUGGGCAUGGCACUAUGAUAGGUGUGGUAUUUUCUCAGUAAGAUCAGCCUAUAGGAUGAUCUGUGCCAUCAAAACUCAACAGGAAGACUGGUUAGAGCAUCGGCCAAGUCAUUCAAAUAUUGCAGCUAGCAAGAACUCUUGGACACAGUUGUGGAAGGUGAGGAUUCCAUCGAAGAUUCGAGUCUUUGUUUGGCGGUUGGCACAUACAUUUAUACCGACGGGGAUAGUCCGGCAUGAAAGGAGGAUGGCUGAUACCCCAGCAUGCUCCUUAUGUGGGGCGGUAGAGGAUACAUGGCGUCAUUCACUACUCAAUUGCCGCCUGGCAAGAUGUGUGUGGGCGUUGGAAGAUGAUGAUCUGGUGGGGCAUGUGAUCUCAAACCAAACGGAGGAUCCUAAGCUAUGGCUGUUCUGGCUUUUCGAAACAACCAACCAGCAGGACCUAGCUCGAGUUUUGGUAACUAUGUGGGCAAUUUGGUGGGCUCGAAGGAAGGCAAUCCAUGAGAAUGAAUACCAGAGCCCGCUGUCAACUAUGUGCUUUAUCAAUAGAUUCAUGGAAGAUCUGGAGAUAGCCAAUAUGCGCAGCCACCAGAAAAUCAAGGGAAGUACGGCUAGACCUCAUGCAAAAGUCUGGCUACCACCACCCGGCGAUGCAGCAAAGUUUAACUGUGAUGGUGGCCUAUCAUCUUUGGGGGAAAAGGGAGCAGCUGGAGUUGUAUGUCGGGAUAAAAAUGGGAAAUACUUAGGUGCGUCGGCGGUGGUGUACGAAGGCCUAUCUGACCCGGCAAGCUUGGAGGCUCAAGCAUGCAGCGAGGCACUAGCCCUCGCACGGGAUCUGAACCUACAGGAGCUUGUGAUUGCCUCAGACUGUGUCGAAGUAAUAACUAAUAUCAGCAACGCAGGAUCGCCAUCUUAUGCUCCCAUUCCGAGGGAAAUCCAAACUAGUAGGGCAAACUUUACAUCUGUUUCUUUCCGCUUUGAAAGUAGAGUUAAUAAUUUUGAGGCCCAUUCGCUUGCUAAGGGAGCUGCGUCUCUCGCGGUGGGUCGCCAUGUGUGGCUAGGGGUUCUGCCAGAUAUUGCUUGUAUUUCGGAUGUUUUGAACUUUGAAUAA
This is a messenger RNA of Triticum turgidum subsp. durum (durum wheat), 1773 nucleotides long. The record is from the annotation of a GenBank genome assembly. Lineage: Eukaryota; Viridiplantae; Streptophyta; Magnoliopsida; Poales; Poaceae.